This is a messenger RNA of Gigantopelta aegis, 4879 nucleotides long. RefSeq names its product short transient receptor potential channel 4-associated protein-like. Gene Ontology annotation, cellular component: Cul4A-RING E3 ubiquitin ligase complex. The transcript has 24 exons. Gene Ontology annotation, biological process: ubiquitin-dependent protein catabolic process. Gene Ontology annotation, molecular function: phosphatase binding. Lineage: Eukaryota; Metazoa; Mollusca; Gastropoda; Neomphalida; Peltospiridae. The record is from RefSeq and is a predicted model, not a curated record. The coding region runs from base 57 to 2372 and encodes 771 amino acids.
AGGGUUUGUCCGUCCUCUGAAGUUUUAUUCUCUUGCUAAAUUUGCUUUCAUUCACCAUGUUGCGAAGAAAAAGUCAGAAAUGUCUUAGUACAAAGUCUGUAUAUUUAGCACAUGAAAGCUGGCAGUACACAGGAAGUGGAUAUACACGUAUAAGUCAGUUGCCAACACACAUUCUGAAAGAAAUUGGAGAUGAACAAGAAAUUCCACAGUUGGUUCAGUCAUUGGACAGUUUCAGCGUUCAGUUGGAUUAUGACACGACAGAGUGUCUGCAGUGUCUCAAGAAACUUCUUGGAAAAUUGAUGAACUUUGAACCUAGGCGUAACCAUGAUGAUGGACCCCAGGAUGAAAAUCAAAACAAGUUUGCCAAUGAGUUUUGUGAGCUAGGUGGAGUUGAUAUUCUCCUGAGAUUGUUGACAUUUGGCUCUCUCUUUCCACAUACAACACGACCAAACAAAGUGAUUUGGGAGUCAGAAUCAAUGCUGAGAGUAAAGAGUGUGGUUCUUGAGAUUUUGACUAAAAUUACCACCACAAGUAAUUUUUAUAUUGCAGAGAAGGUAUCACAUGAACUGUUGACUAAUGAUGACAUCAUUAACUACAUCUUCACACUGCUGGCACACAAGAAGACAUUUAUCAAUGCGUGUCAGUUGAUAGAAGACAUGUUACAGUCACGUAGAGAAGUCCUAGACUUGCACAGAAUCACGAACAUGCGUGGUCUUAUUAGUUGUCUGGACGAUAUGCAGCUUGCCAACUUUUGUCGGAUUCUUGCUGUCGUCAUUUCCGAUCUGGACAUUUAUGAAAACAAAUCAUCCCUGUUUGCUCAGAACAAGCAGAAAAGAAGUCGAGGCUUUGUCAAUUUACGCGACAUCAAUCAGGAAUUGUUGCUGGGCAUUCCCGAGCUGCUUCCCAGAUUGAUCAAGUUUGCUAUUUCUAAAGAGUACACCCCUCGCUAUCCUGGCAUGGUGAGUGAGUUGGAUUGUUGGAUGGAGUGGAUUGACAACCAGAUGGCUGAUGAACUUUACGAGCCCCAGUCGGCCGACGACUUUGAGGAGUUUAUGGGAGGUAUAUCCGAGCCUGUUUCUGAAGGUGGUCCGAUGAUUCAGCAACAAGGUUUGAAAAUAACCGAGCAGCUCGUACAGAGGGUGGAGGUCGUUUAUGUUCUUGGCUUGUUCCUGCUUGGAAAACACAGAAAAAAGGUUCAGAGAAAGUUAGCUGAUUUGAAGUUGGCUCCCGGUCUCAGUGAGCUGUUUGACCAGUUUAUAUGGAAAUGUCAAGUUAACCGGUAUCACAACAGACACAGAUUGCGAGGUCACAAUGCUGCCUGUGAAUGUAGUCCUGAAGUUGCCUUGAAAAUUCAGUUCCUGCGUCUAGUGCAUAGCUUCUGUGAUCACUCAGAUUACAAGCACUUACUAUUGUCUAAGAAUGAACUCAAUGAAGUGAAGAGAAUAAAUGCCAAAGCUGGAUCUCUGUCAUUAGCUUCACUGGAAAAUGUCAACAAGGCUUUGAUGUGUCGUGGUAGUAAAGGACUGUUGACAAAGAUUGUUGAGGUUAUGAAGAAAGAGCCAACGACGUCAACAUUCAGGUUCUGGCUGGCCAGAGCUGUGGAGAGUUAUCUCCGUGGUGAUACAUCCUACUGUGAUCAAGUGUUCCUCAUGAGACGAGGUUUAUUACAGCAUGUUGCAUCAAACAUUGUUGAGCAUGAGAUUAGACAUAAGGAGAUCUUGCAGAGCAGUUUCGACCUACUCGGAGAAAUGGUCAAGUUCAACAUAGAAGCCUUCAAGACGUUUGAUGAAAUACUCGUUUCUCAGGACAAGCUUGACAAGUUUGUGUUGACAGUGAACAGAAAUCUGGUUGAUUCCAACAUGUUUAUUCGAAGUUUGAUUCUUUCUCUGGAACAUUUCAUUGCUGAGGAUAAAUGUGAACCUGAGUAUGCGAGGAAGGAAAGCAAGUUGUUGAAAUAUAUUUCUGAUUUUGACAGACAGCUAGAGUAUCUAUACAAACUGAUCAACAUCAUCAACGUUCAAAAUCUUACACAGGAAAACGUGAGUUGUCUGAACACGACGCUGGUGUUCCUGAUGUUUGCCAAUCAGAAGAACCAACUAGCCAGAUAUCUGCGUGCGCUGCGGCACGAGAAGGACGACCUCCUCGAUGUGCACGGUUCCAGUUCCAUUAUGCAAAACUUCAGAGAUCUGUUGAUAUUUUGGCAGGAUCACUAUCUACAUAAAGACAAAGAUUGCAGUGCCUUGGAAAAGAGUUCAAGAAUCAGUUUUUCAUACUGGAAGAAGACUGUUUCGAUGCUUGUAUCUGAAGACAAAUCGCAGCCCACAGCUGUACUGCACUAUGUUACUCCACUGUCAGCUGACAGAAACAUUUGACGAGUCCACACAAAAAUCGGUGUACUUUCACAUAGGCAAAAUCCACAGUUGUGUUUUUUCCAUCAUUUUCCAUAUCCUGGCUACAAGUGGGUUGAGAGUGUCUGGUUCUUUUUACCUAUCUGAGGAUUUUUCCACCAAUGGGAAAAAACAAAUGAAUGAUCAAAGUGUAGGUGAAAAUAGCUUUCUGCCAAUUUGCAUAGGAGUGUCCAGAGUUCAUGCAUCUUCUGUGUGUCAAAAUUGUAUCAGUCGGUUGUUUUACCCAUCCGAGAAUAUUCCAUCAACAGAACACAAAAUGACUUCAAAAAGUCUGUUAAAAUACUGUGUUGCAGUUGUGACAAAAAAAAAACUAAACACAGAACUGACGAAGAUUUUUGCAUUUGUCUGCAUCAGUGAAUUGCAGUAAACUUACUUAUUCAAGGACCAAGGCAGCCAGGUGGAUUAGAAAGUGGCAAAUAUUUGUCAAAGAAAUGGAGAAGAUGGUAGCAUUCAUUCAGCACAAAAUAAAAAUCAACAAAUGUCACCCACUGGCCCUGUGGAUUGAUUUGCCAUUUUAAAAUAAUUUAUAUAUUUUGCAGGCCUGUAUCACAAGUCUUUCACAUGUGCUAAACAAAUGUUCUACCAUAAACUCACAAAGUUGGGAGUUUUUUCCGUAUUCAAAGGUUUAGUAGCCAUUGGAGUUGACCAUGUUGUGCGUUAAAGAGUUAAUCGGAUUACAAAAGAUGUCACAUUAUAUGCAGCCAGAGAGUUUUAAUUGUGCUUUCUCCUAGGUACAGGGGUUGUGACCGUCCAGGUACAGGGUUACCUCUCAUGAUAGUGUUACGGGCUUCAGCUACAAGUUCAGGGUUGUCUCCCCUGUAAGCAUUACAGCCAGAGAACAUGUUGGCUUUGUCAGUGAAUGGGUUAAGUGUGAUUUCAUUUUGUUAUUUAUCUGCAAGGAAUGAAGUGCUUGCCAAACGAGUGUUUACAUGACAAGUCUAAUCGUGUUGCUCAUUACAAGUGUACAUUUGUGUAAAUAUCUGUGUAUAUUUGUCUUUUAUUGUAUGUUGAGUCUUUUACUGGUUGCAAAUAGUUUCAAGAGCUGCAUACAGAAUUAUUUAAAACAAUAAUGGACUACUGCUAUUUAUUAUAUGCUUGUCAUCGAUUCACCACACCACUCAUUUGACCUUUCAUAUUUGCAUACUCUUUCAUAUUUACAUGCUGACGAUCCAAAGUAAGCUCCUUUUCAAUGACGUAUGUUUUAGAAGACUUUUAAGUAACUUUUAAUGAAAGAAGUUAACCAUUUUAGUGAUAGAAUUUACACUAUGAAAACAAUAGAUGGGGAGGGAUGCAUGUACCUGUGGAAAAUUUUGAAGUAGAUGUAGGAAAGGUAAACAAAACUGUCAAAGGAAAGGAUAAAAUUAUUUUUUAUUUAAAAUGGUCCCGUAAGAUAUUUCUGUGAACAAUGAUAAAUGAACGGUUAAUUAGUUUCAAUAUUGAGAGCUUGCCACAUUCAGUAAUCCGGACAUGUAAUAUUUGACACAUACUUGUUAAUUUCAUCUUCUUUAUACCUUUGUUUGGACGUGACAAAAUGCAUCUUGGACCUCUGUCAAGACGAUUAUAUACUAUGAGCUAAUAUAUUUUCCACCAAGUUCACCCUAAUUUGUUUUACAUGGAGAUUGUUAACUUAAACAAUAACAAUGUUUGUCUUGAACUAUCAUGGUGUAUUGCAGGGUUUUCAUUACGUUUUUUUUAAAGUAGAAGACUGUUAAGAAAAAUGAAACAGCUAUUUUAACCAAGUGCAGCAAAGUGCAUACAAAGAUAAGUGUCAGUAGAAGUGGCAACAGCCGCCAAAAAUUGCUGCCUACUAAUGAACAAUGAAUGAUAUAUUACAAGUAUUAAGAGUUUUUUCAUUAACAGUGCAAUUUACAUUAUUGAUUUGUGUUAUUGUAUAUCUAUUCAGAGAUGUCAAUGACAUACCUUUCAUAUCAGAAUUGAGCCAAAGACCCAUGUCCGGUGAUUUAUAUGUGCUGAGGUCAGAUGUUUCUCAUUCACUUGUUUAAAUACGUAAAUUUAAAAUUUAAAAAUAUCUUUGCAUAUUAAUUUUUUAUUUUUUUUUAAAGGAUACAGAGUAAUGUGAUAGUAGUAGAAAUAAUGGGAAUGGUAAUAUUAAAUUUAUGGAUUAAGGUAGAAUUGCUUCUUUUUUUAUACUGAAUUUUAAUGUGCAUAUAAGGAAAAUAUGUCUGAAAAUGAUUUGUUUUGGAUCUUGUUUCUACUAAACUUUCCUUACUGAUAAAUUAUGUAAACCAAAUAUGUAACAUGUUACUUUGGUAUCUAGACAAAUAUUUGAAGAUGUAAUUUUGUGCAAAGACUGGUUGUGAUAAUGUUUGAUGGCACUCUUGUUUAAAAAUAAGCUUUAUUUUGUGGGUUAAAUUCAUUACUUGCUAGAACCAAGUGUAGUGAGUGUGUUCUCAUAUUGUUCACUGUAUUAGUCACAAUCACAGGUGAGGGAGGGAUCUAGCACAGGUGGG